Colletotrichum godetiae is the source of this 981-nucleotide messenger RNA. RefSeq lists its product as uncharacterized. Gene Ontology annotation, molecular function: oxidoreductase activity. The coding region runs from base 1 to 981 and encodes 326 amino acids. The transcript has 4 exons. The record is from RefSeq and is a predicted model, not a curated record. Lineage: Eukaryota; Fungi; Ascomycota; Sordariomycetes; Glomerellales; Glomerellaceae.
AUGGCGGCUUCUCUCACAUGGCAUGUUGUGGGAGCCCAUCAAACCAGCAACCACGUCGAUUCUCCAAUUGUGUUUGACAAUUCCAUGAUUGACCCGAGACAAACCAACGACUUCUUGGCGAGCCCCAUCCCAGCGUUGAAUGCGGUCGUCCAUACUGUAAAAUCUCUUCAGAUACAUGGUAUACUUACCAAGAAACUCGCCAUCCACGGGGCACUACUGUUUAGAGACUUGCCUAUCCACGGCGCCUUUAGCCAAUUCGCACACGCUUUCGGGUACAAACCGCAUCAGAUCAUCGGCAUUGUAGUCGAUAGACCGUUAUUAGCGCUGAAUGUGGCGCCUGCAAAUGAAAGUCCCAAGGAAGUUCUCAUCUACAACCAGAACGAGUCAUCCCAGGUCCCGCACGCUCCCGAAUACGUUUUCUUCUAUAGUCACAAGGCACUUUCGAAAGGGGGCGAGACCCCCAUUUCUUCAUCACUAGAGUUAUUCCAUAGGGCCAAGAAGGAGAUCCCGGAGUUCAUCCAGGAGCUGACCGACAAAGGUAUUCUGAGCAGGGUCACCUACAAAUUCGACAAGCAGUACACAGGUGGUUCAACUCUGCAACAAGCGUUUGGAAAGGAGUUUUUGGAGGGCGACAACGACGGCGUGAUGCUGACACAUAGGUUACCCGCUAUUCCAGGUCAGCCAGGCACGGGACUUCCGACACUCUUCACUGGGCUAGCUGCCUACUGGAAGAACUCUCAAGAGGGCAAUGGAGCCAGGAAGGAGGUCACCAAACAGCUCUACGGCGACGGCACGCCAAUUCCGGACAAGUAUCUCGAACAUUUGGCGAAGAUCACAGAUGCGAUCCGACAUGGUAGACAGCCCUGGGAAGUCGAACAAUCGGAUCGAGUGGUGCUUGCUAGUCUUUUCGAUGGGGACAGUGUCCCGGGAGCGUAUGGGGAUGGCGACUGGGUUCAGGUCGUUCAGGCAGUGGAUGAUUAA